GCUUCACUGCGAUCAGUUCCUGGCCAUGUCCACAUUGAUGCGGUCGCGGUGUCGCAGCACAGCCCUGCAGGCAGUUUUCUGCGCUGCUUGGACCCUGUCCAGUCGAGCGCUGUUGAGAGGGCAGCUAUUUGCCAUGCCAACGGGUGGUGCUGAUGGGGAGGUACAGGAUUAUGAAGCAGCUUUCCAGAAGCGUUUUCAGCAGGUUAAGAAGCAAGAAGCAGAAGCUCCAAAGCAGAGGGCAAGGAAGGUCAAGAAGGAGCCCUCAGCGCCUGCUUGGUGGGCCUUCUGGGAAAACCGUGCCGGAGCAGAAGGUCAAGGCAAGAAUUUUCUGAGUCCAUCGGAAUGGAACUACUUGGUGGUAUUGGUUGGAGUUUUGAUGGUUCUCACCAGUGUGAUUUUCGCGUGGAAGAUGUCCCCCUGGGGUCGCGGAUUUUAGCAGAGCCUUGACCGCUCAGCUUUGCUGCCUCAGUAGCCACUGGAUCAGCUUGGGGAAUGAACAUCGCUGCCAGCUGCUGCAUUGAUCCUUUCUUUUGCAGAUUGAACUGUGAAUCAGUGAACUGUUUAGCAAAUAUGUCGCUGCUACUCAAUUCCUUUUUUUUGGUCUCUUGUUGUGACGGUGUGUUUGGUCAACUCGAGGGCGACGUUAUGCCACGUCGAUUGUGAUCGAAAAAUAUCUAAUCCUGAGGGAGGAAGCUCACAUUUUUUGGCGUGCACUCUUUCGAGAUGUCCACCCAAAAAAAA
This is a messenger RNA of Cladocopium goreaui, 741 nucleotides long. The record is from the annotation of a GenBank genome assembly. NCBI's taxonomy places the organism in Eukaryota, Dinophyceae, Suessiales, Symbiodiniaceae.